GGCCUCCCUCAGCUGUUGGAGUCCGCUGCCGGCUGGGCUAGAGCUCCAAAUGCUGCCAUCCGACAUGAAAUGGCUUGCUGGUUGCUGGUCUCGCUGGGACUGGCACUGGGCAGCAAAGGGCUGAGGUUCGUGUAUGGACUUGGGCUCAUUCUUCUCGUGCUGCACUUCGGCAUCCAGUCUUGCAGAGUCCAUGAUCUGGUGACCCUGACUCGCAAGAUGACAGAUCAGACCUCCGCACAAGCACUGAUGGGUGAGCUCUUGCCGCUUUACCUCCUGGCGUUUGCCCUGUCAAAUCUGCGGCCUCGGAGACCACUGCCACCCAUCGUCGGUCUUCUCCUUGGGGUACUGGGCAGUGGUUGGCUGUCGACACUAUGGGUGAGCAAUGUGGGCGGGAAUUCGCCACCCUACAUGGACCCACGGCUCUAUGUUUGGGUGGAUCUGCCCUUCUUGCUGGGAACCGUCUACUUCUUGAAAUCUUCGGAGACCGAGACCAGGUGCUCGGGACAUCUCAUGGGGGUGAUGGCGUCUUCCAGCCUCAUGGCACAGAUGAUUUCGCAUCGGAUUUUGCUGGAAUGGGUGGCUGCCCUUAGAGGUGGCGAGAAGACGUCUAUGGUGGACGCCCUCUUGUCACUCCCAGGAUUCGGCCUCCUCUCCAUAUUGCUGGCAUACGUGAUGACGGUCUUCAUCGGGAUUCCGGGGACAUGGCUUCUAGGCAAGUUGGUAACGCCUUGGUUCUCUCCUGCUGCGAACUUCUUCUUCGCUGCCUACGUGCUGUUCUUCGCCGCUUACAUGGUCUUCGAAGAGGAGGUCUUCAGCAUUGCGAGACAAGGAAUGGCCUUUCAUGGAGCAUGCCCCAUGGCGGUUUUCGUGAAGGAGCCGACUCUCCUUCUGAGCAGGGCCUAUGCUGGGCCUUAG
Molecule: messenger RNA, 915 nt
Organism: Symbiodinium necroappetens
Lineage: Eukaryota; Dinophyceae; Suessiales; Symbiodiniaceae
Source: the annotation of a GenBank genome assembly